AUGUAUUCUGAUCGAUUUAUAUUACGUAUUUAUCAUGAUAAUACAAUAAAUGCAACAGAUACUAUUUGUUCAAUUAAAUGUGAGCAUUCAAAUGUUGAUUUUUGUAAUAUGGAACAUAAAAUAUUUAUACCACCAAAAAUCUGGCGUUUUAUAGCAGCUGAUGAUCCAUUAGUUGAUAUUAUAUUAAGUCGUGAUCUUGAUUCAGCGUUAACAAAACGAGAGCAUGAAGUUGUUGAUACAUGGCUCGCUAGGAAUAAAUCAUUUCAUGCUAUACGUGAACACCCUAAACGUAAUUUUCGUAUGAUCGGUGGUAUGUGA
Molecule: messenger RNA, 318 nt
Organism: Rotaria sp. Silwood1
Lineage: Eukaryota; Metazoa; Rotifera; Eurotatoria; Philodinida; Philodinidae
Source: the annotation of a GenBank genome assembly